Molecule: messenger RNA, 465 nt
Organism: Scheffersomyces coipomensis
Lineage: Eukaryota; Fungi; Ascomycota; Pichiomycetes; Serinales; Debaryomycetaceae
Gene: SOD1
Product: superoxide dismutase
Exons: 2
Coding region: 1-465 (154 amino acids)
Biological process (GO): superoxide metabolic process
Molecular function (GO): copper ion binding
Source: RefSeq, a predicted model, not a curated record
AUGGUCAAAGCUGUUGCUGUUUUAAGAGGUGACUCUAAAGUUUCCGGUGUUGUUAACUUUGUUCAAGAAAAAGAAUCUGAUCCAACCACUAUUUCUUGGGAAAUUUCCGGUAAUGAUCCUCACGCUUUAAGAGGUUUCCAUAUCCAUACUUUUGGUGACAACACCAAUGGAUGUACUUCUGCUGGUCCUCAUUUCAACCCAUUCACCAAAACCCAUGGUGCUCCAGAAGAUGACGAAAGACAUGUUGGUGAUUUAGGUAAUAUCACCACUGAUUCUGCCGGUGUUGCUAAAGGUACCAAACAAGAUUUAUUAGUUAAAUUAUUAGGUCCAAACUCUAUCUUAGGUAGAACCGUUGUUGUCCAUGAAGGUACUGAUGAUUACGGUAAAGGUGGUCAUGAUGAUUCCAAAACUACUGGUCAUGCCGGUGGUAGACCAGCUUGUGGUGUUAUUGGUAUUUCCAAUUAA